AUGAAAUAUGAAUAUAAACUAGCUUCUGAAUACUUUGAAUCUGCAAUUUAAUUUCAUCUAGAAAUCAUUGGAAUAAGUUAUGAAAAUUUGAUUAAUUAAAAAAUCAUAAAUCCAAAUAACAAAAGAUCAGAAAACCAGUUACUAAUUCUGUCUAAGAAAAUAGUUUCUAAGGCAUAUUGUUUGAAAGAAUAGGCUUUUUCUUUAAUCUAUUAGGAUUUUGACCAUAUGAAUGAAGUAAAAGUAUAACAUACGCAGCAUUAACAAAUAUAAGAAAGUUAAGCUUUAUUAAAAAAAUCUUUGAAUACGUUUUAGAUUGUUUAUAAUUUAGUAUUGAACAACGAGAAGAGUUUUUCAGAUAUAUUUAAAAUUUUCUUAAUACAAGAAAUUAUAGAAACCCUAAUUAACAUAAAAUAAAAUAAAAUUACUUAAAAUGAAUUAAAAGGUUUGGUUUAACUUUUAGAUAUUUCUAAAAAUCUGUUAAAAAAAACUGACUUAUCUUUCUUUUAAAUAAUUUCACAAAGAAUUUCAAUUGAUUAAUAUACUGUGUAGACAAACAAAAGCUAAAUUAAUGAAGACAAAUUUGAUGCUAAAGGAUAAAUUAAUUAAAUUCAAAAAAGUAGAUAACAUUUUUUAUAAGGGCUAUUAGAAUAAAACCAAAAUAAUCUGUAAAAUGCUGCUGAGUAAUUUACUUGCUGCUUAGAAGAAGGUAUAAAUUAUAAUAGAACGGUAAGAAAGAAAGCAAUUUAUCAUUUAAAUUAUUUAUUUUCAAAACUUCCUUAAUAUAAAAUUGAAGAUUUAAAAUCUAUUUUGAAUGAAGACUCAAAUUAAUCAUUAGACUUAGUUAUAAUAAUUGAAUUAGAAUAUUAAAUUUAAAGCUCAACUGUUGAGUAGUGUCUUAAAAACAUAAAAUAAUCUAACUUGAUAAACAGUAAUGAUAGAGUGAUUAUUUUAAUAUUCCACACAGAAUUAGAUGUAUUCAUGCCAUUCGCUAGUGUCAGCACUGAAGCUAAUUGGGAUUUAAUUAUUAAUUCUGUACAAAACAUCUAAAGAAUUUUUAUACAAAACCAGAAUUAUUCUAAGCAGCAACUUCACUGGAGCUAAGCUCUUAUUAAAUCUUUUGAAUAUAUUUACCAAUAAAACAGCUAAGAUUAACUAUAUUUUGAUUAAAUUUAUAAGUAAUACAAUUUGAUUCAAUAAAAUAAUAAUAAAAAAAGUAAUUGUUUUAUUUUCGAAUGA
Tetrahymena thermophila SB210 is the source of this 1236-nucleotide messenger RNA. Its product is annotated as tetratricopeptide repeat protein. The record is from RefSeq and is a predicted model, not a curated record. NCBI's taxonomy places the organism in Eukaryota, Ciliophora, Oligohymenophorea, Hymenostomatida, Tetrahymenidae. The transcript has 2 exons.